Messenger RNA from Schistosoma curassoni, 2468 nucleotides. The record is from the annotation of a GenBank genome assembly. Lineage: Eukaryota; Metazoa; Platyhelminthes; Trematoda; Strigeidida; Schistosomatidae.
AUUCGCACCACUUUGCAGACGUCAGUUGUCCAGCCGCUCUACCUACUCGUGUUUGUUAUGAGGUGGACUGGAGAUAUGUUUUUCGUUACGGUUGUAUUGUUGAUUGCUCACAUAUUAGCAGUUAAAGGUAUUCAGGCGGAUCAAAGUAAUACUUUAUUCAUCGGCUCCAUAUCCGUUCGCGACAAAAACCAUUUCCGUUCGGUUUUCGAAAGACAAAUUAAUGAGUCUCCAUCUGAUGCUUCCAAAGUUUAUCAUGCCAUACUUGGUCUUCAUUCCCUUGGUGAACGGGUUCCUAACCCAGAUGAUGUUUGUUCCUCGCUGAACAAACCUAUUACCAACCCAGAAGAAGCACUGUAUGUGAGUGCGGGCCACAAAAUCAUUGGCUCUUCAAAGUGUAAGGUAUCAAUUUCAGAGGUCGAAAAGUUGUCCAAACAGUUGUUGACUGAAGAUAUAUCAAUUGAAAAUCUGUUUUACCUUGUUUCAUCUAUGAAAAAUCUGAAUAUUAAAAUUGAUGCUAGCCAUGUUUUGUCAAUAAUUAACAAAAUUAAAGACAAAGAUACCAGCCCAAUGACGUUAAGUUUCGUUUUACAAAUCUUGUCACAAAUUGGACUGACGAAAUCAAAUAUAAGUGGCCACGUAUCUAGUAUAGAUAAUGUUUUGGAACAAGCAAAUGAAAUAAGUUAUAAUCGGCUGUUUUAUGAAAAAGGCUUAUAUACAACGUCAUUCGUUGCAAAAAGUAUUAUUGACUUCCUUACUGCAUACGGAGAGGUUCCAAACAGCGUUGAGAACAAACUGGUCAAAUUGUUCAACCAUCUCUACACACGUCGUCAGACCACCAAUGUACGUGCUUCUGCUUACUUGGUUGCUGCUUUCAAAUCACUAACUGAUAGUCCAUUACUGUUGCCUGUUGUAAUUGAAUCAUCAGUUAAGAGCAAAGAUUUGGGUCUUUCCAUUCCUCCAACCCUAUCAAUCGAUCAAACCCAUCCUAUUUUAGAUUUACGUUUAAAGCAUAUUUGGACUGAUAUCUAUUUUAAACCUAGUGAAUUCAACCUCAAAGCCCAUGGUGUUUAUGCAAUCAAGCGACCUACUGGUGAUCGUAUUUUAAGCAGUUCAUCUGAUCUGGGCGCUUUCAAACAAGAUGAUAAAAACAAUGCUUUCCAGCUUACUUUGGAUUUGGAUACAAAAACUACUCCAGGAUAUUAUGAAUUAGAUGUAACUGGUAGUAAAAAGACAAAUGAUCGUCAAAAACUCCUUGGAAUAACUAAUAUCCAGAUCCCCUUACGUAUAAUUACAGAAGCAAAAGUUGCUCAAGCUACCAUAACUAUCAUGGAUUCUGCACGUGAACAACAUGUUGCUGACAUCAGUUUAACACCUGAGAAGACGUAUAAAGCUUCAACCGCUUCCGGAGCUAUCACUUUAGAAAUUGGUCAACAAAUAUCAAUAGAUUUAAAUAUUGUAGACAGUAAACAAAUCUCAUUGACAGCACAUCAAGUGUUCAUUCAGUUAACUCAUCAGAAAACUCAACAAGCUAUCACUUACACUUGUACUGAAACAAUUACAGAUAAAAAAUCUGAAAAGAAAAGUUACAAAUUACUCCUCGAUCCAGACUCGUCCGCAGCCGAAUUCGACUACCUUUCAGGGAUAUAUAAAGUCGACCUAAUUGUUGGUGAUUCAUCAAUCAAAGCUCCAAUCCUUUGGCACAUGUUUGACUUAGACCUUCGAUUCGUUGGUGAAGCCGGUGAUGAAACUAAACGUCGUAUUGCUCAGGCUACUGAUAUUUCGCGUCAAGAAUCAUCUUCUCCCGCUGGUUCCAGACGUGCAUUUACCCCGAAUGCAAUCAUUGGCUCUGGGCCGACAACCGCCAAGCCAGAAAUUGAUCAUAUGUUUCGCGCUCCAGAAAAACGUGCACCUCCUUUCUUGGCUCUUACAUUUACAAUUCUUUGUCUAAUUCCAUUACUUGGAUUAAUUAUAGCCUGGUCAGUUAUUGGCUUCAAUAUCUCCAACUUUAAAUUUUCUAUCUCCAAUAUUAUUUUCCACGCCGGUCUAAUAUCCAUUUGUUAUCUCUACUUCGUCUACUGGUGCCGUUUAGAUAUGUUCACAACUCUAAAAUACUUGAGUAUAUUAGGUGUGCCAACAUUUUUAGCUGGUCAUAGAGUUCUUCGAGCACAAGUUAUUGCUAAACAACAACAAACUGUCAGUAGUACACAAUCGUUAAAUGUAAAAAAGUGAUUUGCAUACAAUUGUGAAACUCAUUAAUUUAAUAGUAGUUACUGUUUUUCAUUUUCUGUUUUGUUUAUAAUUAGUCUUUAUUAUUUUAUUAUUGAAUAAUAAUGUGAAGAGCUCUGUAAUAAUGUGUGUGUGUGUACAUUAAAAAAAACUGUUCAUUUUGUCUAAUAUUCCCAUCCCUUUCCAAUCCCAUUAAGACAUGUUGUAUGUUUUUUGUUUAUUAAAAGAAAUAAAUUUGUCUG